Penicillium cinerascens is the source of this 1485-nucleotide messenger RNA. Its product is annotated as general substrate transporter. NCBI's taxonomy places the organism in Eukaryota, Fungi, Ascomycota, Eurotiomycetes, Eurotiales, Aspergillaceae. The record is from RefSeq and is a predicted model, not a curated record. Gene Ontology annotation, biological process: carbohydrate transport; transmembrane transport. The transcript has 6 exons. Gene Ontology annotation, molecular function: carbohydrate:proton symporter activity. Bases 1 to 1485 code for a protein of 494 amino acids. Gene Ontology annotation, cellular component: membrane.
AUGACUUUCAGUAAACACCCGACAGCCCAGCAAGAUGACGUGACUGCCACAGUGAAAGCAAAUACAUACAACUUGGCCGUCAUUAUGUUUGCCUCACUGGGAUCAUUCACCUAUGGCUAUAACUCAUCUAUAAUUGCGUCUGUUUUCGCGGCGAAUGGUCUUUUUUAUGGGGGUGGCAUUAUCGGCUCUCUCACUGUGAACUAUUUGCUCAACAAACUCGGCCGAUGCAAAUCUAUUCAGCUUAUUUGCGUACUCUGCAUUAUUUCUACUAUCAUCCAAGGUGCUGCAGUUCACAUUGCGAUGAUACUGGUGGGUCGGCUCCUUAGUGGAGUAGGAGUCGGCAUGAUGCAGGUCACGAUACCGGCAUAUAUGAUAGGAUCCCAUGGGGUUUCAAUUGUGAUCGGCUAUACCACAGCCGCCUUGACAGGUCUUGGGUGCUAUUUCUCCAAGCCUGGGAUGGAAUGGCGACUUUGUCUAAGCCUCCAGGUGGUCGGCCCCAUUAUCUUGCUCUCUGGCUCUUCGUGGCUUCCAGAAUCUCCCCGGUGGCUUCUUGCACAGAGACGAGACCAGCAGACCUUGAAUGUUCUUCGGAAGCUCCAUAACCAAGGAGGAGACCAUGCUAGUCAUGGCGCCGAUGAAGAAUUCUUUCAAAUCCUGGUCCAACUGGAGCUUGAAAAGGAAAAUGGUGUUUUGGGGCUCUUGGACAUGAUAAAACGGGAAUCAUACCGCAAACGGAUUCUAGCGGGGCUUUUAGUCCAAUUUGCCUCACAAUCUACCGGUGUCCUGGUCAUCAACAACUACCAAGUUCUACUGUACAACAACCUCGGACUUUAUGGCUGGCUUCCACUUCUUCUCUAUACUUUGUUUUCCGCCUGGGGCGCCUUUUCGAACUGGGUCAAUUCCGUCCUCCUUGAUUGGCUCGGCCGAGUUCCAGUUCUCGCUUAUGGCCUCAUAGGCUGUAUCUCGGUGAUGAUUGUGGAGACAGCUCUUGUCGCCUCCUAUGCUUCAACAUCCAACACAGGGGGUAACGCAGCGGCCGUACUUUUCCUGUUCCUCUUUAUCAUGUUCUAUGGAGGCACACAAGAUGCGAGUAGCUAUGUGUAUUGCAGUGAAAUCUUUCCAACUCGAGCAAGAGCUCACGGUCUGGGCAUAUGUAUUGCCGGGCUCUUUGCAACUGCUUUGCUAUAUACAGAGGCGUAUCCUGUGGCUUUUGCCGCUAUUGGAUGGAGAUAUUACAUAGUGUUCAUCCUGAUACCCGCCGCAUGCGUUGUGUUUGUGCGGCGUCUUCCAGAGACUAAGGGUCUUUCACUGGAGGAAAUAGCGUCAAGUUUCGGAGACGAGGUGGACGUUAAUACGGAGCAUUGGACAGAUGAGCGUAUCAAUGCAAUAAAUGGUCGUCUUCGUGCAAUUGGACUCAGUAUUUCCGUUGAAAGACCCUGCAGCUCUGAAGUCGAAGCAAAAGUGGUAACAAGUCAUCAGGAGUAG